Parnassius mnemosyne (clouded apollo) is the source of this 768-nucleotide messenger RNA. The record is from the annotation of a GenBank genome assembly. Lineage: Eukaryota; Metazoa; Arthropoda; Insecta; Lepidoptera; Papilionidae.
AUGCUCACGGUAUUUGAUAAGUUGAGUAGGGAUAUGAUCAUCUUAACACUUCCGGCUAUGUUAAAAGUCAUUACAGCAACCAUAAAUAAGUCAAUUGAAACAUCUACUUUUCCUUCUUCGUGGAAAAUAGCUCUCGUACGUCCUUUACCUAAAAACAAUGAUCCUAAGGAUCUCAAAGACUUAAGGCCAAUAAGUAUACUACCCUUUCUUGCAAAAAUUUUAGAAAAAGUUAUUUAUAAUCAAGUCAUCAAGUUUUGUGAUGCUAACAAUAUUUUACCUGACUUACAAUCAGGUUUUAGAAAAGGUAGAAGCACGUCUACUGCUUUACUUGACGUGGUUGACAAUAUUCUUACAUCUCAAGACUCUGGUAGAGGUACGAUCCUUACCCUGCUUGAUUUUUCAAGAGCAUUUGAUUCUAUUAACAUAGAUUUGCUGCUGUCUAAGCUAUCGUUUUAUGGUUUUGUAACAUCUUCUAUAAAAUGGUUUCAAAGUUACUUAUGCGGCCGUUCACAACAAGUAAUAUUAAAUCAACCAAAUGGGUCUUCCCUUGUUUCUGAACAACGACCACUUAAUAGAGGUGUUCCACAGGGUUCUAUCUUAGGACCAUUGUUAUUUAUAAUUUACACUGCUGAUAUAACUAACUGUAUGCACUUCUGCAAAUACCACCUAUAUGCUGAUGAUCUACAGGUAUAUCUUUCCUGUAAUUCACUUGAAUUUCUUUUCACAAUUAGUAACAUCAAUGAGGACCUGAAUCGAAUUGCAAUAUGA